AUGCAUGAAAAUGAGUUUGCUGUCCCCAUUCCUAGUGAACUUGGGAAAUUGAAGUAUCUCACUGACUUUCAUGUGAACAACAAUCAAAUUACUGGUUCUCUUCCUCCAGAAUUUGGAAAUUUAACUCAACUACGAAGACUUAAUCUGUUUUCAAAUCAUUUGGUUGGUGAGAUCCCAAAAGGAGUUUGGGAAGAUGAUACUUAUGUUGGAAUUGUACUUGUCUGGCAACCAACUUUCAGAUUGAAUGGGACAAUUCCAAGAAGUAUAGAUCAAUGGGCACACAUCCACUACUUGAAUCUUAGUAAUAACAAGAUCAGUGAGAAAAUUCCAUCCGAGAUUGGUAAAUUAGUUCAUCUUACAGAACUUGAUUUAUCUCAUAAUUUUCUCAUGAAAGAGAUACCAUCUGAAGUACAAAGUUUGCAGAGUUUGCAAAAAUUGGAUCUUUCUCACAAUAGACUAUCUGGUUCCAUUCCUGAUGCUUUUACAAGUUUGCCUAACGGUAUUGAUAUCAACCUUUCUUACAAUGAGCUCUCAGGUCAAGUCCCCCCCUUGCGCAAACUUUGUGAAUGCGUCCGUAGAAAGCAAUCCAGAUUUGUGUGGGAUAUUACUGGAUUGAAACUUUGUCCAAGUCAAAUUAUGAAAAAGAAAAAUGAUCCUUUUCAUCAUAAACUUAUCCUUGUGAUUGUGCUCCCCCUUAUUGGGGCUGUUUUACUUGGUGUAUGCACAUAUCGCCUUAUUGCUUAUCAACAACAAAAUAAAAGGUCUCCACAAAAACCAUCGGACGAAGAAACUGGUGAUUAUUUCUCUAUCACAAGUUUUGAUGGAAAAGUGGUGUAUGUUGAUGUCUUGAAGGCAACAAAUGAUUUCGAUGAAGCAUACUGCAUUGGGACUGGAGGAUAUGGGACUGUGUACAAAGCCGAGCUACAACCUAACAAUGUGGUAGUUGUCAAGAAACUUCACUCAUCAUCUGAGAAUGUUGAUCAUAAUGGAUUCCUUAACGAGGUACGGGCAUUAACGAACAUAAGGCAUCGAAACAUAGUGAAACUCUAUGGAUAUUGCUCCCAUGUCCGCCACUCAUUUUUGAUUUAUGAAUACAUUGAAAAGGGAAGCCUUGGAUCAAUCUUAAGAAGCGAUGUCUUAGCAAAAGAAUUGGAUUGGUUGAAAAGGGUCAUUAUUGUAAAGGGCGUAGCUAAUGGUUUGGCUUAUAUGCAUCACGACUGCUCACCUCCUAUAAUUCAUAGAGAGAUAUCCAUAGCCAACAUCCUUCUUGACUCUAAUUAUGAAGCACAUAUUUCUGAUUUUGGCACGUCCAAGCUUUUAAAGCUUGAUUCAUCCAACUGGACCGCAAUUGCAGGCACCUAUGGUUAUAUUGCACCAGAGCUUGCUUAUACGAUGGUGGCAAAUGAGAAAUGCGAUGUGUAUAGCUUUGGAGUUUUUGCAAUAGAAGUGAUAAUGGGAAAGCAUCCCGGAGAUCUCAUAACAUCUUUACCAACAUUGUCUGAUGAUUAUCUGGUUCCAGCAAAUGUGGGAGAUAGUCGGAUACCUCCUCCCUCAUCCCAAGUUGAGAAACAAGUUAAGUUAGUUCUGAGUCUCUCGAGAGCAUGUUUGAACUCCAAUCCACAUGAAAGACCAACAAUGCAACAAGUGUCAAAUCUGUUAAUGAAGGAUAUGCUUUGA
Lactuca virosa is the source of this 1677-nucleotide messenger RNA. NCBI's taxonomy places the organism in Eukaryota, Viridiplantae, Streptophyta, Magnoliopsida, Asterales, Asteraceae. The record is from the annotation of a GenBank genome assembly.